AUGGCCAGCAGAGAUGGAAGAGGAGAUAUUCCCCCACAGCCCAAGGCCAUCUUGAGGGGCCAUAGGGCACAGGUCCAUGCCGCAGCCUUCAUCAGAUCGAACGAACGCCUCUUCACGGGCGACGCAGACGGCUUUGUUGUGGCAUGGGACCUGACUAUUAUGAGGCCGCGCGCUGUCUGGCAAGCCCAUGAGAAUGCGAUCUUGGGCAUAGCAGGAUGGGGCAUAGACAAAGUCAUUACCCAUGGGAGAGACAACAAGCUCAUCGUGUGGAGGCUGUCCGCUGAAGACGAGGCAUCCAUGAGCACCACCCUCCCGCUGGACACUGGGCCGGAGCCUCGCACCAAGCCGUGGAUGCUAUACCUCCUUGAAGUCAACACUAUGAAUUUCUGCACUUUCGCCUGCAGCCCAAGUUCUCCCACCAGCUUGACACCUGCGUCUGAUCCCGAGUCAUCUGACCAGGCAGAGCUGCUCAUUGCGGUGCCAAACACUCUGAUCUCAGAAGCCGUCGAUAUAUACAGCCUACCUUCCCAGAUCCGCAUACAUACGGUCAAGAUAGGUGGCGAUCACGGUAUGGUCAUGGCUCUGGCCCUGACGUGGGUGUCUAACCGCCUCACUCUUGUGAUUGGGUACGAGGACGGAAUGGCGAUCGUCGCGGAGCUUAAAGAGGAUGGCGGCCACGACAGCUGGGAUGUUGUCUAUCGCAGCCAGUGCCAUAAGCAACCCAUCCUGUCCCUCGAUGUGGCACCAAGUCUAGAAUACUUUCUCACCUCGAGCGCGGAUGCCACUAUUGCAAAGCAUCCGCUGUUGACUCCACAGCCUAAAAUUAUUGGCUUGAUCCAAGAUGGCAAUAUCGAAGCCAGCCCUGAAGACAAUCGCAAGCUGAUCACUACGCCUCACUCUGGAACCAAUGCAAAAGCCCCAGGUCAAAGCCAACCUAUCUCACUUCUAUCUGCUGCACUCGCCUCCCAGCCACCGGUCCAGACUCCAAGAGCCGCAGCAAAGCCAGAGGUCCAGACGCAGCCACUUCAGGUCGUUGAUACCAAACAUUCUGGGCAGCAGGGGCUUAGUAUCCGGUCUGAUGGUCGCAUAUUUGCCACCGCCGGCUGGGACUCCAAGGUGCGAGUAUACUCAGCCAAGACGAUGCGCGAGGUGGCGGUGCUCAAGUGGCAUCCUGUGGGUUGUUUUGCUGCUGCGUUUGCCGAGGUUACUACCAAUGAUCCCAGCGAUAACAAGGUUGCGGAGAGUAGAUCUCAUGACGAAAACCUGUCGGAGAAGAGUCUAGUGCCCAAAGUCCUCGAGAAGUCAGUCAAAGACAGGAGGGUCAACCAGGCUAGGACAGCGCACUGGCUCGCGGCAGGAAGUAAGGAUGGUAAAGUGAGCUUAUGGGACGUCUUUUGA
Cryphonectria parasitica EP155 is the source of this 1398-nucleotide messenger RNA. RefSeq lists its product as uncharacterized. Gene Ontology annotation, molecular function: protein binding. The record is from RefSeq and is a predicted model, not a curated record. The transcript has a single exon. The coding region runs from base 1 to 1398 and encodes 465 amino acids. Lineage: Eukaryota; Fungi; Ascomycota; Sordariomycetes; Diaporthales; Cryphonectriaceae.